Molecule: messenger RNA, 1350 nt
Organism: Suhomyces tanzawaensis NRRL Y-17324
Lineage: Eukaryota; Fungi; Ascomycota; Pichiomycetes; Serinales; Debaryomycetaceae
Product: rRNA (cytosine-C5-)-methyltransferase
Exons: 1
Coding region: 1-1350 (449 amino acids)
Biological process (GO): rRNA base methylation
Cellular component (GO): nucleolus
Molecular function (GO): methyltransferase activity
Source: RefSeq, a predicted model, not a curated record
AUGAAGCUCUACUUCGAGGCCGAACAGUUCCUCAAGCCCAACGGCAGGACAAACGGAAGCUUGCAGUCCCGCAUCUUCAAUGACAAGAAGCUCACCAAUUCGCCCAAGCACGUGUUUGCCGUGGUGUACUCCACCCUCAAGUACAAGGACUACAUUGUAGAGGUGAUACGGAAGUCAAAGAUCAAGCUGCAAAUGGUCAAGCCCAAGGUCAGCGAGGAGUUGUUGAUGCUCCUCGUGCACGACUUGUUGUUUUCGCCCAAGGGCCGUAUCCAGCUGGGCAAGCAUCCUAUCAAGGACGCCUUUCUCAAGCACCGCACCCGGCUCCAGGCCGAGUUCACCAAGCUCAAGUUGCGCUACAAAGUCAAGGCAGCUUCUGAGUUGCCCACCGAGGAGGCUGACGGCGACGAGACCCCUGUCAGGUGGUUCCGGAUCAACACCAUCAGGUGCGACAAUGCUGCGGUGGCCAGCCAGCCCUGGUUCGGUGCGCUCCAACGGGUGUCCAGCAUAGACGAGAUCUGCCAGCCAGGAGUGAUAUACCACGACGAGUACAUCCCCCAUUUGUACGGAGUGCACCCGCGCGAAAAGAUAACGUCCACCCAGGCGUAUCUCGACGGACAGAUCAUCAUCCAGGAUCGGGCCUCGUGCUUCCCGGCUCAUAUCUUGAACUACACGCCUCACCAACACAUCAUCGACGCCUGUGCCGCUCCCGGCAACAAAACCACCCACAAUGCCUCGUACGUAGCCGCCAACGGCGUGGUGUAUGCGUUCGAGCGCGACCCCAAACGAGUCAAGGUGCUCAAGCUCAUGUGCGACAAGGCCACUGGCCCCCAGCGCAAGUUGAUCCAAAUCACGAAUGCCGAUUUCACUUCUACAAACCCUUCGGACUUUGAUCUGGUCACUGGACUAACCGUCGAUCCUUCCUGCAGUGGGUCAGGCAUUUUUGGUCGUGCCCUUGAGGAACAGGACAAAGAAGAAAUCGAUACCGAACGGUUGGCCAAGUUGGCGGGGUUCCAGUUCAAGAUAGUCAAGCAUGCGUUGCUGUUUCCUGGCGCCAACCGUGUGGUGUACUCCACUUGUUCCAUCCACCCGCACGAAAACGAGCGGGUGGUGGUGGACCUACUCAGCGAUCUGCAAGUGCAGGCCCAGGGCUGGAAAUUGGAUUUGCGCAACCGGGUGCUCCCCAAGUGGCCCCGCAGAGGCUGGAAAGAGGAAUUCUCCGCGGUGGCCGGCGGCGAUGAGGCCAAGAUGGAGGAGUUGGCGGGAGGUUGCGUCAGGGCCGUGCCCAAAGAGGAUGGAGGUAUCGGGUUUUUUGCGGCCUGCUUCACCAGAGAGCCCCGCUCCACCGCUUAG